This is a messenger RNA of Drepanopeziza brunnea f. sp. 'multigermtubi' MB_m1, 1488 nucleotides long. RefSeq lists its product as uncharacterized. The record is from RefSeq and is a predicted model, not a curated record. NCBI's taxonomy places the organism in Eukaryota, Fungi, Ascomycota, Leotiomycetes, Helotiales, Drepanopezizaceae. Gene Ontology annotation, molecular function: N,N-dimethylaniline monooxygenase activity; flavin adenine dinucleotide binding; NADP binding.
AUGGGCUCUAUCGCAAGAGAUACCAAUGUCGACCUUGAUGUGAUCAUUAUCGGCGCCGGUAUUUCCGGCAUCAACGCCGCAUACCGUAUCCAGAACGAGCUCCCAGGAUAUAAAUACACCAUUCUGGAAGCUCGCGAUGCCAUCGGAGGAACAUGGGAUCUCUUCCGCUACCCAGGUAUCCGAUCAGACUCAGACCUCCACACGUUUGGAUUCGUGUGGAGGCCGUGGUCGAAACCCAACUCCAUUGCCGACGGUCCCUCUAUUUGCAAGUAUAUCCGCGAAUCUGCAGAGAUCAACGGAAUCGACAAGAAGAUCCGCUUUCACCACAAGCUUCUCUCUUCGGAUUGGUCCUCCAGCACCCAAAGAUGGACGUUGGAUGUUGAUGCCGAUGGCGAGAAGACGCAGUUCUCAGCCCGUUUCAUCAUCUUCAGCACCGGCUACUACGACUAUAACACACCGCUCAAAGCCAGCAUCCCAGGCAUCGACGACUUUAAAGGAAAGAUGAUCCACCCGCAAUUCUGGCCCGAAGACUACGACUACACCGGCAAGAAGAUCAUCAUCAUUGGCUCCGGUGCAACUGCCAUCACCCUGCUCCCCAACCUGGCCGACAAAGCUGCCAAAGUCACUAUGCUGCAGCGCAGCCCUUCAUAUGUCAUGGCCCUGCCCAAAGUCGACCCUACAGGCGAUUUUGUGCGCAGGUGGUUCCCAACCUGGCUCAGCCACACCCUCGUGCGGUGGAAGUUCCUCAUCCUCCCUUUCCUCUUCUUCCAAUUCUGCCGCUCCUAUCCCAACGCCGGACGCAAGAUCAUCCGCGCCAACACCCAGAGACAACUGAAGGGCUCUGCCAUCAAACACGACCCGAACUUCAAGCCAUCCUACAACCCGUGGGAGCAACGUCUCUGCAUCUGCCCCGACGGCGACUUCUUCAAGGCGCUGCACGGAGGCAACUGCGACAUCGUGACCGACACCAUCAAGACCGUCACUGCUAAUGCUAUCGAGACGGAAUCCGGGAAGAUCCUGGACGCAGACGUGAUCAUCACCGCCACGGGCCUCAAGAUGCAACUCGCCGGCGGCUCCCGCGUGACCGUCGACGGCGCGCCCGUCAAAUUCGCCGACAAGUUCGUCUGGAAGGGCGUCAUGAUCCAGGACAUCCCCAACGCAGCCGUCGUCAUCGGCUACACCAACGCGUCCUGGACGCUGGGCGCCGACGCCACCGCCGUCCUCGUGUGCCGCCUGCUGAAGCACAUGGAUGCCAGCAAGGAGACGAGCGCGGUGCCGCGAAUCGGCAGGGAGGCGAAGAUCACCGCGCGCCCGAUGCUGAACCUGAACUCGACCUACAUCGAGAAGGCGAAGGGGGAGCUGCCCAAGGUGGGUGACGUCGGGCCCUGGAAGCCGAGGAAGAACUACCUGACGGAUUACUGGACGGCCGGGUAUGGCAGCGUGACUGACGGGCUGCAGUUCUCGCGGGGCUUGAAGAAGGUUAAUUGA